UAGUCACAAGAAUCCUUAUCCAACUCCACAUGCUUUCAACUCCACACGUCACCCCCACCCCUUUUCUCCCCAAGUUGUAAUCUUUGAUCUCUCACUUUCUCUAUAUGGCCCUAAAAAUGCACCAGAAAACCAUUCUUGCAUCAGAACUCCAAGGUUGCAUUGAUCGGCAGUCAGGCGAGUGAAAUAUGGCUUUUCCAAUAUACUCAGGAGUACUUUCUAAUGGCGAAAGCAUUCUCUUGCAUAAUAAAUCACGACUUGCUAGUCGUCAAAGAUAUAACUGGAUUGGGGCUGAUGUUAAUGGCAGACUAAUGGUGAGAAUGGGCGCCAAUAAAUGGAAAUGCCGAUACUUGAAGUUGGUAAAAAAUAAGCAGUUGGGUAAAAGCUUGGGGUCAAGAUGUCCAAAUCUCUUCCCCAUAGCAAUGGAUACGACUCCUGCUAGCCGUUGUAUUAACACAAUUAUAGCUGAGGCCAAAAAGAGAUUAGAUUUUCGAGAAGUGGUGAAUCUUGUUUUUUGGAAGAAAUGGAGCUAUGUCAAUACUGCAGCAAUAUUAGUGACAUUAACAUUGAUGAUCGUUCCAACAGCUGAUGCUGUGGAUGCUUUAAAAACCUGUGCAUGCUUAUUGAAGGAGUGCAGGUUGGAGCUUGCCAAGUGCAUUGCGAACCCAUCGUGUGCUGCUAACAUUGCAUGUCUCCAGACCUGCAAUAACAGACCUGAUGAGACCGAAUGCCAGAUAAAGUGCGGAGAUUUGUUCGAAAAUAGUGUUGUAGAUGAAUUCAAUGACUGUGCAGUCUCACGAAAGAAAUGUGUGCCUCGUAAAUCUGAUCUAGGUGAAUUCCCAGCACCGGAUCCCACUGUUCUGGUGCAGAAUUUCGACAUAAAUAACUUCAAUGGGAAAUGGUAUAUAACCAGAGGUUUGAAUCCUACAUUUGACACCUUUGAUUGCCAACUGCAUGAGUUCCAUACAGAAUCCAACAAACUUGUAGGGAACAUAUCUUGGCGAAUUAAGACUCCAGAUACUGGUUUUUUCACUCGGUCAACGGUACAGAGAUUCGUGCAAGAUCCAAAAUAUCCAGGGAUAUUGUACAAUCAUGACAAUGAAUUUCUUCACUACCAAGAUGACUGGUAUAUUCUUUCAUCCAAGGUGGAAAACCAACCAGACGACUAUAUAUUCGUAUACUAUCGAGGCCGAAACGACGCCUGGGAUGGAUAUGGUGGCGCUGUUGUAUACACAAGAAGUGCAGUUUUGCCUGAAAGCAUCGUGCCCCAACUAGAAAAGGCUGCUAAAAACGUCGGCCGUGAUUUCAACAAGUUCAUCAGGACGGACAACACUUGUGGGCCUGAACCCCCCCUGGUCGAGAGACUGGAGAAGACAGUGGAGGAGGGCGAGGAGAUAAUCGUGAAGGAGGUCGAAGAGAUAGAACAGGAAGUGGAGAAAGUGAAGAACACUGAAAUCACAUUGUUUCAGAGAUUAGCUGAAGGCUUUCAAGAGCUGAUCAAAGAUAAAGAUUACUUCCUCAAGGAGCUAAGUAAAGAAGAGAUGGAUAUUUUGAGUCAGCUGAAAAUGGAGGCAAAUGAGGUAGAAAGAGUUUUUGGGAAAGCAAUACCUUUGAGAAAAUUGAGGUGAUUUGGAGUAAAGCAACAGGGAUUUUCAUUACCUGCUUGUUUAAGUCAAAUGUACAGUACAUACAUUAACCUAUUUUUUCAGAUUGGAGAUACUAAGGAUUAGUUCCAGCUAUGUCUGGCUUGGUUCUUGCCAUCUUGCA
Messenger RNA from Sesamum indicum (sesame), 1764 nucleotides. RefSeq names its product non-photochemical quenching 1 (gene NPQ1). Gene Ontology annotation, biological process: xanthophyll cycle; chlorophyll metabolic process. Gene Ontology annotation, molecular function: violaxanthin de-epoxidase activity. Lineage: Eukaryota; Viridiplantae; Streptophyta; Magnoliopsida; Lamiales; Pedaliaceae. The record is from RefSeq and is a predicted model, not a curated record. Gene Ontology annotation, cellular component: chloroplast.